Cervus elaphus (red deer) is the source of this 1233-nucleotide messenger RNA. It is a transcript of the gene NINJ1, whose product is annotated as ninjurin 1. Bases 290 to 676 code for a protein of 128 amino acids. Gene Ontology annotation, cellular component: membrane. NCBI's taxonomy places the organism in Eukaryota, Metazoa, Chordata, Mammalia, Artiodactyla, Cervidae. The record is from RefSeq and is a predicted model, not a curated record. Gene Ontology annotation, biological process: tissue regeneration; cell adhesion. The transcript has 4 exons.
ACCCGCAGCGGGGUCUGUGUGCGCGGCUGGGGCGCGGGCCACGCUGAGACCCGGAGCAAAGCUGACCCAGUGCCUCACCAUGGACUCGCGCCCCGAAGAGUACGAGCUCAACGGCGACCUGCGCCCGAGCUCGCCCGGAUCCCCAGACGCCUCGUACCUAGGAAGGAGACCAGGCUCAAAGUAGGGGACACCAGGGUGGGCCCGGGCCUGCAGCCCCCUGCUGCAGAGCCUGGCCUGACCACCCUGCUCCCUGCAGCCUAGCCGCUGGGGCAGGAACCGCCCCAUCAACAUGAACCAUUAUGCCAACAAGAAGAGCGCAGCCGAGAGCAUGCUGGACAUCGCACUGCUGAUGGCCAACGCCUCCCAGCUGAAGGCCGUCAUUGAGCAGGGCACUGGCUUCGCCUUCUUCAUCCCCCUGGUGGUCCUCAUCUCCAUCUCCCUCGUGCUGCAGAUUGGCGUGGGCGUGCUGCUCAUCUUCCUCGGUAUGACCUCAACAACCCUGCCAAGCAUGCCAAGCUGGACUUCCUCAACAACCUGGCCACUGGUCUGGUCUUCAUCAUCGUCGUGGUCAACAUCUUCAUCACUGCCUUUGGUGUCCAGAAGCCCACCAUGGACAUGGCGCCCCGGCAGUAGGGGCUCAGGUGCCCCUGGAUCGUGCCUGGCCACAGCUGCCUAGACACAGGAGGUGCCUCGCCCUUGAGGCCCAUCAUCCUGUGCACGGGAUUCCCCUAAACCGCCAGAGCCCAGGCUGGCCUGGCUGGACUGCAUCCAAAUAAGCCACGUGUGCUCAGGCCACUCUGGCCACACAGGGCCUGCCCCGUCCUCAGCUGCUCCUCCUCCUGGAGCAUGGAGUGGCCAGGCCCAGAAGAUGGAACUGGUGAGCCCUCAACAAGGGUCAUCGUUGGCGUGGACAUGCAGCAGGCCCAAGGAUAGGGAUCAAGGGGCUGGCCCCAUCUUGGGACAUUUCCAGAGAGACGAGGCGAUGCCUGCCCUCUGCCAGUGCAGCAGCAUCCUGGCCUUGUGCGCUGCCCACCCUGGGUGACCUGUGAUCUCUGCACUUCCUGACCCAGGACUAUAGACCAUCAGUGACCCUGUGGGUCCCCCACCGUGGCCACUGACCCAGACCUCACACCUUCCACCAGCAGUAACUGGGCAGGGCUUUAGCCCCUUCUUGGGGAUCUGAGCCCCCACUUUUCUAUGUAUAAGUAACCAAUAAAGCUGAUUCUUCUCCUC